This is a messenger RNA of Schizosaccharomyces japonicus yFS275, 2141 nucleotides long. Its product is annotated as tRNA nucleotidyltransferase. Gene Ontology annotation, molecular function: CC tRNA cytidylyltransferase activity; CTP binding; tRNA binding. The record is from RefSeq and is a predicted model, not a curated record. Lineage: Eukaryota; Fungi; Ascomycota; Schizosaccharomycetes; Schizosaccharomycetales; Schizosaccharomycetaceae. Gene Ontology annotation, cellular component: mitochondrion. The transcript is spliced from 5 exons. The coding region runs from base 481 to 2061 and encodes 526 amino acids. Gene Ontology annotation, biological process: mitochondrial tRNA 3'-end processing; RNA processing; tRNA 3'-terminal CCA addition.
CAGUGAAUAACUGAACGAAUUUAUACAAUUAGAGAAAAUAUUAAAGUUCCUUAAUCAAUUAUAUAAAUACAAACCUUGUCUCUCCAAUCUUCUCCCAAAAAAAAUUAUUAAAAUCUUUAAAAAUGAUUAAUUAAAAAAUAUCCAAUGGAAUACUAAUCAGCUAUUGAAGAUUUUCAAAAUACCUCCUUAAAUGCAACUGUUUAUAAUUCCUCACUUCCUGAUUUUCCGUCUGAGUUUCAUAGAAACUGUCGAGUUGCUCAUUGUUGAUAUUACACUUUCUUAUAACGGGCAAGAACGAAAAUAACAGAUUUAUAAUCAUCACAAAACAGCUCCAUAAUCACUAUUGAUGUGCUAAAUCGGCAUACCAUAUACCGAUUUCUUCCAUUUAUACAUACCGUCUUAGCUUACCUAGUACUAAAAAGGGUCUAUACCAAGAGCCAACUUUAAGGCAUUUUCAUUAACAAAAACUAUCGUUUCUGCAUGUCAAAGCUGUUGAAGGGUCUCAAACUUGGAUUAGGUUCUCAUAUUUCUAGUAACUUUAACGCUUUUUUACCUUCUACUUUCUUAAGUCGUUAUUAUAAAAUGUCGCAUAUUAAAAGUUCUUCUCAGCAUGUUACUGUUGCACUUGAUGACACAGAAAUCAAAAUAUGCAACCUUCUUGACGCAGUAUCGCGACAAUGUCCGGAAAACAAAACACCGACUUUACGUAUUGCUGGAGGUUGGGUUCGUGACAAGCUUCUAUCGAUUCCUUGUCAUGAUAUAGACGUUGCUGUUGAUUGCAUGUCCGGCUUCGAGUUUGCCCAGCUGGUUCACAGAUACUGUGAGCAAAACAAUAUUCAAAAUAGUGGUCGUGUAGUAAGAAUCGAUGCCAAUCCUUCUAAAUCAAAACAUUUGGAGACCGCUACUGGCCGUUUGUUCGGAAUAGAUGUCGAUUUCGUCGGAUUACGCUCGCAUGCUUACACACAUCAUUCUGAAGAGAACAAGUUUGGAACCCCGCUCGAAGAUGCGCUCCGGAGAGACACUACAAUUAAUUCUUUAUUCUACAAUAUCCAUACACGCUCUGUUGAAGAUUUCACAGAAAUGGGUUUAGAGGAUCUUGAAAAAAAAGUGAUUCAGACACCUCUACCAGCUAUGGAAACAUUUUCUGAUGACGCCCUGCGUGCCGUUCGCUGUAUUCGUUUUGCAAGCAAGUUUCAGUUCAGCAUACAUCCUGAAACACAAGCCGGCAUUCAAAAUCCAGCGGUGCAGCAUACUCUACUCCACAGUAUAAGUAGAGAGAGGAUUGGAACAGAAGUGGAGAAGAUGCUUAAAAACAAAAAUGCAAAGCUUGCUGUUGAUUUAAGCUAUCAAUUACACAUUGCUGACGCUAUAUUUGGUCCGCUUCCUGAUGUUCAGUCGAAACUUCAAGGAACCAAAUCCGCGACAAACAUUGAUAUCUUUUCAGCGACAAGUCUCUUCCAACAGUUAAUUGUUUCGGACCCUGCAUAUAAAAAUCUUUCAGUCGACGAUAUAUAUAUGAUGUGGUUGGCUAUAGCCUUUCUUCCGUGGCGAUAUGUAACUCUUGCUCAAGGCAAACAAUACAAGACGCUUCCUUAUUUUUUGGCAAAAGAAAGUCUUAAAUUGGGAAACAGUGUUGCAAAUUAUCAAGAUUACCUUUACUCAAACACAGACAGUAUCACAGACUCGGUGAAUCGGGCACACAAAGCGGCUUACGAACUACCGGCAUCUUUUUAUGGUGUAUUAAUCCGCUCGCUUGAUGCUAAUUGGAAACAGGCCAUCUUGUGGGCACAGUAUUUAGAAUUUUUGAAACAGCCUGAUAACAAAGAUCAAGUCAAACAGAAGUACAUGGGUUUCUUUAAUAAAGUACAAGCACUACAACUUGAAAAUGCAUACCAGCUAAAACCCGUUCUUAAUGGAAAACAAAUUGCCAGUUUACUAAAAAUCAAAGCCGGACCCCAAAUCAAGGACCUACUUUCUCAGCUUAUUGAAUGGCAAUUUGACCACACAAAUGCUUCCAUAGCAGAGUGCGAGCAAUUUGUUAAAGGGUUAAUUACACAAUAAGAGUUAACUUUCACUCUGCGAUUUUUAGGCAUAGAAACAAUAUCAUUAUCAUUAUAAAUAUCGAUUAUACAUAUAAAAGG